UAUUCCUUUCUUGCGUGACCUCCUGUUCUAGCGGAUAGCUGUUAUAUACAGCUGUAUAGCUGUUCCAUUCAAAGCUUUUCAGCGUUUUCGCACCGAAAGGCGCCGCUCGACGUCAAUUCGACGAAUUAAGGAAGCAGAAAUGUUAUAUACGCACUAAUGUCAGCUGAGAAAAAAAAUUGGACAAGUUCCUUUGAUUAAGUAACCUUCGUUUGAACAAAGAAAACUUAACUGAAUUGAUUUGAAGAUUUAUAAAAAGGCAACAACAUGCUGCGUAAACAGACGUACAUAAUGGAUAAAUUAAUGAAGUUCAUAAUUUUGUUCUCCAGCUGUUUAAUUACUACAGAAUCUCUCUCUAUUGAAGUCUCAACUAAUGAUUUAGAAUUCCAGUUAAGUAAAUCUGGUGAAUUUAGUGUUUACCCUAGUGAAAUGUCUAAUCAGACUAUCUACGUUGGUUUUAUAUAUGAAGAUGAAAAUAUAUUGAAAGUACUGUCUAAUGACAGUGUAAUACCCCCCGAAACUAAUGAACGACUAAAUUUUACUGUGUUAGCAACAGAAGCUGGACAUUCUACCUUAGUCGUUAAUGCUACCCCAAGCAAUGUUCGUACAGAUAAUGCAUUUAUUAGAGUGAAAGUAUUUAAAAUUCCAUCACUUAAGGUGAUCAGUGCAGUGGUAGGCUGGAUUUAUUUUGUUGCUUGGUCUAUUUCAUUUUAUCCACAGAUAUAUACAAAUUGGAAAAGAAAAAGUGUUGUUGGAUUAAAUUUUGACUUUCUGGCCUUCAACAUAACAGGAUAUCUGGCAUAUUCUAUAUUUAAUGUAGGUCUAUACUUUAUUCCAGAAAUACAGAAAGAAUAUCAUAGCUGGCAUCCAACAGGAGUUAUUCCAGUUGAACCAAAUGAUGUAGGCUUUGCACUUCAUGCAUUACUGGCAACACUUAUACAAAUCAUUCAAUGUUUCAUAUAUGAUCAUGGAGAUCAGAAACUCUCUCAUGUGGCUAUUGGUUUGAUUAGUGCUGGAUGGUCAGCUGCCAGUGUAUUUCUAUUGGUAACUUCUUUAGGAGUAAUCAAAGAAACUCCUUGGCUCAACUUUUUACUCUUCUUUUCGUAUCUGAAACUUGGUGUUACUGUCAGCAAGUACAUUCCACAGGCAUAUUUUAAUUACGAACGAAAAUCUACAGAAGGAUGGAGUAUUGGAAACAUUCUCUUAGAUUUCACAGGAGGAGUUCUUAGUAUUUUGCAGAUGUUUCUUAUAGCAUAUAAUUUUGAUGACUGGACUUCAAUUUUUGGAAACUUUACAAAAUUUGGACUGGGAAUGAUAUCAAUUCUUUUUGAUAUCCUCUUCAUGAUACAGCAUUAUUGCCUGUACCGAGAAAAAGACGAAAUGUUACUUGAUGCAGAUAACUCUCUACCUUGAAGACCUUGCAACAUUCCACUUUAAUGAUAUUUUAAAUACAUCUAGUCAAAUUACCGUCUGACAUUCCAGUAUUUAUUUUUCAUCUUAGUAUUUAUUAUGAUUAUUACUACUACAAUAUUCUCACUGGAAACUUCUUAGAUGUAUUUAUGUAUUUUGGCAGGAUUUGCACACCUUCCAUCAAGAUUAGAUUUAUACAGUACACAUAUAAAGCAGAUUUUAGUCAUACAAAAGAAUGAGUACAGAAUACAUAAUUUCAUGCACUACUGAAAUUGUGAGCAACUUUUGAUUCUUAUCUUUGUAAAUUACACAUUUGCAGUAUUGCAAAGGACAAUGUUCAAGUUAAUAUAUUAAAUUAUUUGAAUAAAUUUCCAGAAACUCUGAA
This is a messenger RNA of Centruroides sculpturatus (bark scorpion), 1792 nucleotides long. RefSeq names its product cystinosin-like. NCBI's taxonomy places the organism in Eukaryota, Metazoa, Arthropoda, Arachnida, Scorpiones, Buthidae. Gene Ontology annotation, biological process: L-cystine transport. The record is from RefSeq and is a predicted model, not a curated record. Bases 265 to 1410 code for a protein of 381 amino acids. Gene Ontology annotation, molecular function: L-cystine transmembrane transporter activity. The transcript has 11 exons. Gene Ontology annotation, cellular component: vacuolar membrane.